Chrysoperla carnea is the source of this 969-nucleotide messenger RNA. RefSeq lists its product as uncharacterized. The transcript has 3 exons. The record is from RefSeq and is a predicted model, not a curated record. NCBI's taxonomy places the organism in Eukaryota, Metazoa, Arthropoda, Insecta, Neuroptera, Chrysopidae. Bases 195 to 770 code for a protein of 191 amino acids.
AUUUACAAUUUUUAUUAUUCAUUAUUCAGUGUUUAUUGUUUUGAAUACAGGAAAAUCAGAGAAUUACAUUGAUGUAGUAAAGUGGACAACCUUGAUGAGUCAACAAUAAUAUAAUUGGUUAUUAAAUUCUACAAAAUAAACAAAAAAAUUUGUUAAAAUAUUAAUUAACUAUUCGUUAAAAUAUAAAAAAUAUUAUGAAUAAACUGCAAGUGAUAAGUGUAUUAAUUGUAAUUUUAUGGAGUUCAAAUUUGGGAUACACUCAAGACAUUGCCUUUCCAGAAGAAGAACCGGUUAAGGAGUUUGUAAACAAAGAUAAACGGCAGCCAAUUUAUAUUCCUGGAAAAUGUGCACCAAACGAAUUAUACUAUCCAGGUGAUAAUCAAGAUGAUUGGAUAUGUGAUUGCGCUCCAGGUGCCUUAUAUUAUCCGCCAAACGACACUUGUUACAAAGCCUAUAGACAAGGACCAUGUCCACAAGGUGAAUACAUAGUGUUAGUACCUGGAAAAGCAAUACCUGAAUGUAAAAAGAAUCCAUGCAGAAGAGAUAACUAUGUACAACUUAAUGGAAUAUGCCAUCAACUUGGUAAAGCAGGAGGACCAUGUCGUCCAGUGAGUGAAGGAGGUGGUACAUUAGGUAUCAAUCUGACGACUCUAGAAAUUGAAUGUUUAGUUGGUUUCGAUAAUAACUUAUCAUUAUUCAAAGUACCACCAAAAGAAUGUCCACCUGGAAGUCGGCGAAAUUCAAAAGGAAAAUGUCGAGAAGAGGCAUAAAUUGUGCUUUAUUUAAUGUGAGAAUAUUUCCUUUCUACUAUAAGUUUUAUAACAGUUAAUUUAAUUGACCUAAAGUAUUUUAAUUGUGAUUAAUUAAAUUGAAAUUUUAAUUUUUUUUUUUAUAAGCUUAGUAUAUUGAUAAUCGAAACGAAUAUAAACAGGAUAAAACGAAAUUCUGAAAUAAAUUAUUUAAUCUAAA